Serinus canaria (Common canary) is the source of this 1201-nucleotide messenger RNA. RefSeq names its product ALG14 UDP-N-acetylglucosaminyltransferase subunit (gene ALG14). Bases 11 to 751 code for a protein of 246 amino acids. NCBI's taxonomy places the organism in Eukaryota, Metazoa, Chordata, Aves, Passeriformes, Fringillidae. Gene Ontology annotation, biological process: dolichol-linked oligosaccharide biosynthetic process. The record is from RefSeq and is a predicted model, not a curated record. The transcript is spliced from 5 exons. Gene Ontology annotation, cellular component: UDP-N-acetylglucosamine transferase complex.
UCCGCCGCGCAUGGAGCAGCUGCCCGUCGUCGUGGUCCUGCUCCUCCUCUUCUCCUUACUGCUUGUCCCGCUGGUGCUCCUGGAUAGGAGGCGCCGCGGUCGCCGGACGCCUCCGUUCAGUCUCCUGGUGGUGGCCGGCUCUGGUGGGCACACAACAGAAAUCCUGAGGCUACUUAGCUGUUUGUCAGAGUCAUACUCUCCUAGACAUUAUGUUUUGGCAGACUCAGAUAAGAUGAGUGAAGCUAAAAUACGUUCUUUUGAACAAAAAAGGGCUGAAACAUUCUCCGAGUCCCAGUUCAGCCUGGAUCGCAUUCCCAGAAGCCGGGAGGUCAGACAGUCCUGGACCUCCUCUGUGCUAACAACACUAUACUCCAUACUUUACUCUCUUCCUCUGACCUACAAACGGAAACCAGAUUUGUCUGAUCUCCAGGUGUUCAGCACUGAGGAGUGGGGAGCAUUACCAGAACAAAGGAGGCCAGGCAGUGUCCUACAGGUACUCCAGGAGGCAGCUCCAUGCUUGAUAUUGUGCAAUGGACCAGGAACAUGUGUUCCUGUCUGUUUAUCUGCUUUUCUUCUUGGCCUUCUACGAAUAAAGAGAACAAUCAUUGUGUAUGUAGAGAGCAUCUGCCGUGUGGAAACUUUAUCCUUGUCUGGAAAAAUUCUUUACUACUUUUCAGAUUAUUUCAUUGUUCAGUGGCCUGAUCUAAAGAAAAAAUAUCCCAAGUCAGUGUAUCUUGGUCGAAUAGUGUAGCAACAGAAGACAAGCUAAACUUUACCUGAAAUAGAUCGUACAAGCUCCUCAUUUGCAUUCCUGUAGUAAUUUAUUUUCAGCAAUUCCUGUCACUAAAUUAGGCUGGUACUUAAAAAUGAGACAAUAAAGUUUUCCCUACAUUUAAAUAAAGUUUGUGUGUAUUUGUUUUUAUUGCUAUCAUGUAGGUCUGUUUGCCAAUAACCCCUAGUGGCUUUAAGUCUAUCCUGUCUCUGUUUUCAUCUAGUUUUUCUGCUAUGUGAAUGGUAAUUUUUGUCUGCAAAUAAAUAUGGGAAUUUGUAUGAAUGUAACAUUUCCUGUAAGGAAACUUUGUGUCAUUUUUAAAAUUGUAAGCAACAAAGUCUUUUUCUAGCACAACAGAUUUUAUUUCCUUUAUGCUAGUGGUGAAGUCCCUUGUGAAUCCUUAGAGAAUAAAGGAAACAGUUAUAUUAA